AUGGCAGGUCAAGGUAGCGAGUCUAAUGCCUACCCAGGAAAGUUUUAUUUCGGCCGUGGUCCCAAUGCCAUAAGUCAUCUGUGCAAUCAGAAUGUAGAUUCGGAUGAUCUUUCGCAGGAAGAAAUGCAAUCUGAUCAGAUGAACACUGCCUCUUCAGCUAAUGUGAGCCUGCAAGAUAGUCAGCUCGCCAAUGGACCGUCAGCUGCACUGGCGGCUAAUUCCAGUGCUCUCUUUCACAACAUAGACUUGAAUGCUGCAUAUCAAGGCAAUGACAUCGGUGACAGUCAGGAAAUAGGAGGAUCGGACACUGACAAAAAUGCGCCUGCAAGUGAUUCAUCUAAUUCUAAUAGAUAUAUAAUCUCUUCUGGAAUUGCCGGGUAUGUGUUGGACGAAGACGAGGGUGGAGACGAUUCUGCCUCAGGUGGUUGGCGUAUAUCCUGCAAAAGAAGAGCUCCUGAAGAUGCUGGACAACUGUCUCUGGGUGAAAGCUUGAGAUCAGUGAAGCAAGGAGAUAGUUUUCAACAGCCAGCUGUUAUUAAUCAAGAAAAUGCUCCUGGAAGAUCCGCCGUGAAUAAUCACCCAAAUGCUGGUUAUCCAGGACAGCUUGGAGAUAGACUUGUGGUUGGAGUCGGAGCACCUCCUGCCCCUUGUCAAUCAUCAAGUGCUGCAGGAGGUGGAAUUGGAACUGAAUCUGGAACAGGUUCUGAAAUGCACCAGAAUUCAAGUAUGGUAAGACAAGCUGAGAACUCCCAGCGAAAUAUCCGUUUGAGAAGUUCUGAAAGUCAAUCAGAUUCUGUACCUGAUAACCUGUCUGCUUGGACCACAAGGAAUCCUCAUGUGCAAUCACCUGGCCAACUAUCUGUGUUUUAUCAAUUCAAUCACCUUCCAAGUUCAAACACAGCUGCAGAAGCGGGAAUGGUUCGUGUAACUUCUCCAAUACAGCCUUUUAUGGGCAUUCCCAAUUCUUCGCAGACACUACAGACCUUCCAGUGGAAUGAAGUCACCAGGGCAAGAACCGGUGAGCCAUCUACUUCCUCUAUGAAUGGAGGCAAUGCCUUGCAUCAGGAUCUGAACUUGAUGAAUGAUCCGAAGAAUGGAACGCUUCCUCCUGAAUUUCAGAGGGCAAAUUUGCCGAAUAUGUCAGCAAACCUUCACUUUGCAAAUGGGAGAGAUUUUGCGGGAAACAUACCACCCAUUCCCCAAAAUGGCUCAAGUUCAACCCAACCAUCUGCUCCCACUUGGUUUCCCCAACCCAACAUGUUAGAACACUAUCCUGGCAGAAUGCCUGACCUUGCCAAUCGCACUGAGCCUCGAGGACCAGUUUGUUACAGGCCAUUUCAUUUGGGUGCUUCACCUGCUGCAGAAGAGAGGGAAUUAUCAGAGGGGAGUGGUAAUACAAGGCCUUCUCAGAUGCCACUUGGGCAAGGCUUGGCAAUGACUGCCAACACAGAAACUGCCACUCGUGAAAUGACACUCCGGGCUUUGAUUUCUGUUCAGAGGAGAAACAGGCUGGCAACUGAGAAAUGUGUCCUCAAAGAUGCAAGCUUUUCUAUUUGGAGCCUUGAUGAGAACUGGGGUGCUUCCGAUGUUAUGUUAAUUGACCGUUCAGCUUUCUUCGGUGACUCUGAUGACGACGAGCCUGAUGAACAUCAAGAUAUGCGCCUUGAUGUGGACAAUAUGUCCUAUGAGCAACUGCUGGCUCUGGAGGAGCAAAUGGGGAAUGUUUCCACUGGAUUAAGUGAGGAUGCUAUUGUGGCAAAUCUGAAGCGGUGGAAGUAUCAAACAGUUGCAGGACGAUCUAGCAGUGAAGAUGAACCAUGCUGCAUCUGUCAGGAGGAAUAUGCUGAUGAAGAUGAUCUGGGGAAGCUGAAAUGUGGGCAUCACUUUCACUUCAACUGCAUUAGGGAGUGGCUCGCUCAGAAGAAUAACUGCCCCAUCUGCAAAAAGCCAGCCGUGGAUUUUUGAGAUCGCCAGUCUCGGCUGUGGACAACCGUCCUUGCCCAUGGACGAUUGUUCUCACUCAUUCGCUGAAAUCGUCUUCCUUUUCUUAUAGAACUGUUAUCAAUGACUGCAACAAACAGGCUCAUGAGAUGCCCCAGUGACUCAUGCUUUACUCUUGUUGUAUUUUAUUUGAGUUCAUCGUACAUGUUCCUCAGGCCUGGUCAUCAGACCUGAGUUGACAGGGUAAGACACACUCCUGAUACAAGAAGGUGCAGUAUAUAAUCCGAUUUUCAAGUGUCUCAUUUCCACUUCGAUUAGCUGCUUGUUCAUGGA
This is a messenger RNA of Populus euphratica (Euphrates poplar), 2274 nucleotides long. The record is from RefSeq and is a predicted model, not a curated record. Lineage: Eukaryota; Viridiplantae; Streptophyta; Magnoliopsida; Malpighiales; Salicaceae.